GAGAGAGAGAGAGAAAAGGAAAAUACAAGGAAAGAAUUCACAGUGAACAAGAGUAAUAGAAGAAACUUCCACCCUCUAAAUGAAAGUGAUAUUGCCACACACAGAAACCAUUAACAGAAAAGCUUACAUAAAGCAGAAAAAAGGAGGCCUUGGGUUUUCCUUUUCCCUUUCUUUUCUUUUCUUCCUGCCUCUGCUAAGCAUCUUUUUCUUCACUUUUUUCACCUCUCCUCUCAUUCCUUCCUUCCUCUUGGAAUUUUUUUUUACUUGAGUUUCCCUUUGCUUUUGCUUCCCACCAUCAUUUCCUUGUCUUGCUCACCUAUAAUUUGCUUCAUGUUCUGCUGAAUUUUUGAUGGUUCUCCUCUCUGGCAUUGUUUGUUUAAUCAGAAAAAGUUGCAUUGCUUUUCUUCUUGGUUUCUCAGAUUGAUUUCCCUAAUUGUGUAUCUCUCUUUUGCUGUGAAAAUCCCUUUGGAAUUUGAUUCUGGGAUUGACUUCAUUCAAUGAUCCUUUCUGGGUUUUUCUUGAUCAAUUCAGUUCUGCUUUAAGAAUUCCCUCCCUUGAAUAUAUUCUGUGUGAAUUUUGUUUCAUGAGCGCCAAGUUCUUGAAUUUAGUCUCACUUUCACCUUCCUAAUUGUCUAAAAAUUCACUGUUUUUUCUUUUUUCACUCAUCAUACUUUGUGAGCUGUGUGAUCUUCAUUGUUAAUUCUUGCAAAUAAACUUUUUCUUCUGUUUGUUGGGUUUGUGAUUCAUGGGACUCUGUCAUGGAAAACCCACAGAAAACCCAAAAGCCCAAUCGCAAGAUUCCACAAUUCCCAGUGAAAGUGAGCCUUAUGCACUCAAUUCCCACUCCACCAAAUCCUCAAACUUUCCCUUUUACAGCCCAAGUCCAUUGCCAAGUCUCUUCAAGAACUCCCCUGCCAACUCCAGCGUGAGUUCGACGCCUCUGCGCAUUUUUAAGCGACCUUUCCCGCCUCCCUCUCCGGCGAAACACAUUCGGGCAUUGCUUGCUCGCAGGCAUGGCUCUGUUAAGCCCAAUGAAGCCUCAAUCCCUGAAGGAAGUGAGUGUGACGUUGCCUUGGAUAAGAAUUUCGGGUUUUCUAAACAGUUUGUAGCUCAUUAUGAGCUUGGCGAUGAAGUGGGGCGUGGGCAUUUUGGGUAUACUUGCUCUGCCAAGGCCAAGAAGGGGAGCUUGAAGGGCCAGGAUGUGGCUGUCAAGGUUAUUCCAAAGUCAAAGAUGACAACGGCAAUUGCUAUAGAGGAUGUAAGAAGAGAAGUGAAGAUCCUACGGGCACUAACACAUAAGAACCUAGUGCAGUUCUAUGAAGCCUAUGAAGAUGAUGACAAUGUUUAUGUGGUGAUGGAGUUGUGCAAAGGAGGUGAACUAUUGGAUAGCAUACUUUCAAGGGGUGGCAAAUAUUCAGAAGAUGAUGCAAAGGCUGUUAUGGUUCAGAUUUUAAGUGUAACUGCCUACUGCCAUCUCCAAGGCGUGGUUCACCGCGAUCUCAAGCCAGAGAAUUUCCUUUUCACUUCAAGUGAUGAGAAGUCCCCCCUGAAGGCCAUUGAUUUCGGACUCUCUGACUAUGUAAAACCAGAUGAGAGACUGAAUGAUAUUGUAGGAAGUGCAUACUAUGUAGCUCCUGAAGUUCUACACAGGUCAUAUGGGACAGAGGCAGACAUGUGGAGUAUUGGUGUAAUUGCUUAUAUCCUUUUGUGUGGAAGCCGACCCUUUUGGGCCCGGACUGAGUCUGGCAUCUUCCGAGCUGUACUAAAGGCUGAUCCAAGCUUUGAUGAAGCUCCUUGGCCUUCUCUAUCAUCUGAUGCGAGAGAUUUUGUAAAGAGACUGCUGAACAAGGAUUACCGUAAGAGGCUAACCGCGUCUCAGGCUUUGUGUCACCCAUGGUUAGCCAACUGUCACGAGGUCAAGAUACCGAUGGAUAUGAUAGUGUACAAACUUGUUAAAGCUUAUAUAUGCUCAUCUGCUCUACGAAAAUCAGCAUUAGGGACUCUUGCAAAGACAUUAAGUGUAGCACAGCUGGCUUAUCUCCGGGACCAAUUUACACUGUUAGGGCCAAAUAAAAGUGGAUUCAUCUCUAUGCAGAACUUCAAGACGGGUGUAAUAAGGAACUCAACUGAUGCCAUGAAAGAUUCACGGGUUCUAGAUUAUGUCAACAUGAUCAGCUCUAUCCGAUAUAGAAAGCUGGAUUUUGAAGAAUUUUGUGCAGCUGCCAUAAGUGUGCAUCAGCUGGAAGGGAUGGAGAGCUGGGAGCAACAUGCAAGACGAGCAUAUGAGCUGUUUGAGAAGGAUGGAAACAGACCAAUUAUGAUAGAGGAACUUGCCUCGGAAUUGGGGCUUAGCCCAUCUGUACCAGUUCACGUUGUUCUCCAGGACUGGAUAAGACACUCGGAUGGAAAACUUAGUUUUCUGGGGUUUGUUAGACUACUACAUGGAGUUUCUUCACGCACAUUUCAGAAGGCUUAAACUAGAACUGGUCUACAUGCAGUUUUGAUACCUCCAUCCUUACUCUCGAGGACUUGGAAUGCCCCAAGGGAACAAAAUGUGUGCUUAAUUGGAGAACUUCAUUUUGUUUUGGUCCCUAGGAGGGUCUGCAGUGCAUGCUCAUGUCAAUUUUUUUAAAUUACUUUUUCUCCUCCCUGUUAAGUUAUAUAAGGUUUUUCCUUCCCUUUCUUCUCUUCUCUCCAUGAUUGGUGCUGUUGAAGUUUAGAGGAUUGUACAGGUGAGAGUAGAUCACAGAAUGUGUGUAGGAUUACCGAUUACAGAAGUGUUCUAAACUGGAGUGAGUUUUGUGGUC
Prunus mume (Japanese apricot) is the source of this 2807-nucleotide messenger RNA. Its product is annotated as CDPK-related kinase 7. The record is from RefSeq and is a predicted model, not a curated record. Gene Ontology annotation, molecular function: protein kinase activity; ATP binding. NCBI's taxonomy places the organism in Eukaryota, Viridiplantae, Streptophyta, Magnoliopsida, Rosales, Rosaceae. Gene Ontology annotation, biological process: protein phosphorylation.